Molecule: messenger RNA, 330 nt
Organism: Calidris pugnax (ruff)
Lineage: Eukaryota; Metazoa; Chordata; Aves; Charadriiformes; Scolopacidae
Product: protransforming growth factor alpha-like
Exons: 2
Biological process (GO): positive regulation of cell population proliferation; positive regulation of mitotic nuclear division; epidermal growth factor receptor signaling pathway
Source: RefSeq, a predicted model, not a curated record
GUUCCACCCCGACCCCAAAAUGAUGGUUUUUCUCCUCGUUUUUUCUCUCUUCUGGCAGCUCCGGGCCCACCGGUGGCGGCGGCGGUGAGGUCCCACUUCAACGAUUGUCCCGACUCCCACAGCCAGUUCUGCUUCCACGGGACCUGCCGGUUCCUGGUGCAGGAGGACAAGCCGGCCUGCGUGUGCCACUCCGGCUACGUGGGGACGCGCUGCGAGCACGCCGACCUGCUGGCCGUGGUGGCCGCCAACCAGAAGAAGCAGACCAUCACCGCCCUCCUGGUGGUCUCCGUGGUGGCCUCCGUCCUCCUCAUCGGCGUCUGCGUCCUCAUA